CUCUCUACCCCCCGAGAUCUGCACUCACUCCCACUCUCUCUCUAUCCUCUGCUCUCUCUCUCUCUCUCACCUCAUUUUCUAUUAACUGACCUUUAUUUAUAUACCCAUUCUUAUUUGGGCAUCUUUCAAUCACAAUCUUCUGUCUUCAGAUCCAAAUUCAGAUCCGACCCAUUUCUCAGCAGAAUUUACUUCAUAUUGGGUAGUUUCUGUUUAAUUUUAUCAGAUCUUGGGGUCUAUGAGAGAAAGGCAAUAGAGUUUUAAUUACACUGAUAUACUCUCCUAUAGCGUGAAGUAUUGGAUGUGGUUGUAGUUGAAUUUAUCUUAGGAUUUUGUUAGUUUCCACAAAUAUGAGGGGGAGAGCAGAUGGAGGUCAAAAGAAGAACUUGGUGCCAUGGAUUUGUGCUGCUGUGCUCUUUAUAGUCUUUUUAUUCGUUUAUUAUGGAUCUUUCUUCGACCCUCAAGGACAGCAUGCUAGUACCGCUUUAGAGUAUGGUAGUAGAUUUUCUAGGUCUCUCGGUUUCAACAUUGAUGAUGAUGGAGAAGUUGCUCAAACAAACGAGUCCAUUUUUGGAGAAGAGGGCGAUAGCGUUGCGCUCAAGAGCAUUCCAGUUUGUGAUGAUCGCCAUUCAGAGUUAAUUCCUUGCCUUGAUAGGCAUCUGAUUUAUCAGUUGAGAUUGAAAUUAGAUUUGUCUUUGAUGGAGCAUUAUGAGAGACAUUGCCCCCCACCUGAGAGACGUUACAAUUGCUUGAUCCCUCCGCCUCCUGGUUAUAAGGUUCCUAUAAAGUGGCCAAAAAGCCGAGAUGAAGUGUGGCAAGCUAACAUACCACACACUCACCUUGCGCACGAGAAGUCUGAUCAGAGGUGGAUGGUUGUGAAAGGUGACAAGAUUGAGUUUCCUGGAGGUGGCACCCAUUUUCAUUAUGGAGCUGAUAAAUAUAUAGCUGCACUUGCAAAUAUGCUGAAUUUUUCGAAUAAUAACUUAAACAACGAGGGAAAUCUCCGUACUGUUUUUGAUGUUGGGUGUGGAGUUGCAAGCUUUGGAGGAUACCUACUUUCAUCCGAUAUUGUAGCAAUGUCACUAGCACCAAAUGAUGUUCAUCAGAACCAGAUUCAGUUUGCUCUUGAAAGAGGAAUCCCUGCUUAUCUCGGUGUCUUGGGGACUAAGAGACUUCCUUAUCCUAGUAGAUCCUUUGAACUUGCUCAUUGUUCUCGUUGUAGGAUUGAUUGGCUUCAAAGAGACGGAAUUCUUCUGCUUGAGUUAGAUAGAGUGCUAAGGCCUGGGGGCUACUUUGCUUAUUCGUCUCCCGAAGCAUAUGCACAAGAUGAAGAAGAUCUAAGAAUUUGGAAAGAGAUGAGUGCUCUUGUUGAGAGAAUGUGCUGGAAAAUUGCAGCAAAAAGGAACCAAACUGUUAUUUGGGUAAAACCUUUGACUAAUGAUUGUUACUAUAAUAGGGAACCUGGAACCCAACCUCCAAUGUGCAGCUCUCGUGAUGAUCCAGACGCAGUUUGGGGUGUUCCAAUGAAAGCAUGUAUUACUCCUUACUCUGAACAGAAUCACAGAGAUCAGGGCAGUGGAUUGGUUCCAUGGCCAGCUCGGUUGACUACCCCUCCUCCUCGGCUAGCUGAUUUUGAUUAUACAACUGAGAUGUUCGAAAAGGACACGGAAACUUGGCAGCAGAGAGUUGAGAACUACUGGAAGCUAUUGAGUCGAAAGAUCAAACCAAACACAAUAAGGAACAUAAUGGACAUGAGGGCAAACCUGGGAUCAUUUGCAGCUGCUCUCAAAGACAGAGAUGUAUGGGUGAUGAAUGUCGUGCCUGAAGAUGGACCGAACACGCUAAAGAUAGUUUAUGAUAGGGGUCUAAUUGGAAGUAUACAUGACUGGUGUGAGGCAUACUCAACCUAUCCUCGAACUUAUGAUCUUCUCCAUGCUUGGACCGUCUUCUCUGGGAUUGAGAAGAAAGGAUGCAGUGCUGAGGACCUCCUCAUUGAGAUGGACAGGAUUCUUCGUCCAACUGGUUUUGUAAUUGUUCGCGACACAAAAAUAGUCAUAGAUUUCAUCAAGAAACACUUGAAAGCUCUUCAUUGGGAGGAGGUGGCACGAGUGGAUGCUGAGCCUAAUGAAGAUGAUACACAAGAUGGUGAUGUGAUUCUCGUGAUUCGGAAGAAGAUGUGGCUUGUAGAUGAUAUCCUCAAGGAUUCAGAUUAAGAUGUUUUUUUGGUUGCUUUUGAUCAAUUUUCUCAUAGAUUAAAGUUGUUUGUUAGAUUGUAUUUCUUGAUUUCUAAAGUUGUUAUGUGAUUCUUAUAGCUAAAAGGCUUUAAUAUUCUUUUGCUUUUUGAGAUUGUUUUUGUUUAGUUUGUUCACAGAUGUUUGAAUGGACACUGCAAAAUAAUGAAACUAAUUGUUGCUCAGUUAUGAAUGUAUCAGGCGAAUUAUAUUU
Messenger RNA from Asparagus officinalis (garden asparagus), 2442 nucleotides. RefSeq names its product probable methyltransferase PMT3. The transcript has 9 exons. The coding region runs from base 348 to 2210 and encodes 620 amino acids. Gene Ontology annotation, cellular component: cytoplasm; endosome; trans-Golgi network. Gene Ontology annotation, molecular function: methyltransferase activity. The record is from RefSeq and is a predicted model, not a curated record. Lineage: Eukaryota; Viridiplantae; Streptophyta; Magnoliopsida; Asparagales; Asparagaceae.